CACUACAAGAUCCAGUGUGGGAGUGUUUGUUUGUGAGAGACAGGAGAGGGAGAGAUCCAACAGGGUAGUUUCUAGUAGCUCAGAAGAAGGAAGAGAAAAAAAAGUGUUUACACUGAGGAAUUGCAGGGAAAAGUGACAAGAGGAGGURCAAGUGCAGGUGGAAAAAUAAAGGAAAGUCAGUUUAUUGGAAAUAGCCGGGAAACGGAGAUUAAUGACCUGACAAAAGCCCGCGCGACRUCCCCCAUGGAGCAAGAGAGUCUGUCCACUCACUGACGAGCAUCUCUCCACGAGGUCCACGCUGACACAGCCAGAAGUGUGGAGGAGACGAGACAACACCUGCCCCUUUCUGUGGCGCUCCAUCAAACUGUCUCCCCACUCCACCCCACCCCUGAAUUUUUCAUUUUUAAAACUUUGAGCUCUUGCUUUGAGCACUGACACCUUUCAGGAAUCCCUCUCCCCGAGGAGCAAAGAUGAGCUGCAGGAAGAGGUGCAAGCGUGAGAUCUUCAGAUUCGCACAGUACCUGUUCAGACUCAUCACAGGCACGCUCAACACCGACAGCGUUGAAGAUGAGCUGGAGYUGUCUGCGGUCCGUCAUCGCCCCGAGGGCCUGGAGCAGCUAGAAGCACAGACACGCUUCUCCCGCAAGGAGCUCCAGAUCCUUUACCGUGGCUUCAAGAACGAAUGUCCYAGCGGAGUCGUUAAUGAAGAUACCUUUAAAGACAUCUACGCACAGUUCUUUCCACAAGGAGAUGCUUCGACAUACGCACACUUCCUGUUCAAUGCAUUUGACACGGAUCACAAUGGUUCCGUGAGUUUCGAGGACUUUGUUAUGGGGCUUUCAAUCCUCCUGCGAGGCACGGUGCAGGAAAAACUCAUCUGGGCRUUCAACCUUUAUGAUAUCAAUAAAGAUGGAUACAUCACUAAAGAGGAAAUGCUGGAYAUCAUGAAGGCCAUCUACGACAUGAUGGGUAAAUGUACAUACCCCGUCCUGAAAGAGGAGACGCCCCGUCAGCACGUAGAAGUCUUCUUUCAGAAGAUGGAUAAAAAUAAAGACGGAGUGGUAACCAUAGACGAGUUCAUUGACUGUUGCCAAAAUGAUGAAAACAUCAUGCGAUCAAUGCACCUCUUUGAAAAUGUUCUCUAACUUUUGGCUGCCCGUGGAAGCUUUUGGAAGGGAACACCAUCUUUAGCACGGCCCAAUUACUGACUUGGACUCAUACUGUGUACAGUGUGCUAUGCAGACUUUUGACCAUAGAUAAAAUAUUGUUCAUUACUGUGGGCCACAAUUAGGAGUAGGCUGCGCAGUGAGAACACUCUGGAAUGAACUGCUUUUUAAUCAGUUUACUCAAAACAGCCAGCUGGAUACUAAAWAGUGGCUAAACUGUCAUUUCUAGGCUAUAAAUAAAAUUUCACUAUUUAUGGUGUUCAAUAAAAGACAGUAAAAUAUAGUUUUAUUUACUGCCAAGUGAAAUCACUGUGAGYUCUUGGGUCAUUAAAUCAGAUCUUGCUCUGUUUUUAAGAAUUAAGUUCCAGAGUGUUCCUACUGAUCGAGUGUGGUUUGUGAUUUUGCUUUUUUAAGAAAGCCUUUAGAUGAAAAAAAACUGUACCAUUACGAAUUGUACAUACUAAAGAUUAAACAUUAGAUAAGAAUUAUAUUUAACAAACUUUUCAAACUUUUUCAUGUUUACUUGCCAACUAGACAACACAAGGAUUGUAUUGACGUCAACGUUGGACCAUAAURUCAUUGGGUUGUCUUAUACAGAGCCUGCCAAGGGCCAGGAAAGCUCAAAACAAAACAAAAAAUAAAUAAAAUGGUGGCUGGUAAACUAGUUUCUUCAGCUUAGAUGGAAGUGGAUUUGCGAUGAUGUUUGUGUUUAUGGGCACCAGCUAACGUGUUGAGUUUUGUUUUCCCGUCUGAAGCUGAAGGGCGUAGAUCUAACAGAAGAAAACACAAAGAUUUCGAAGCCAUCUACACGUUAAAAAACAUGGCUAUAAUGUUCAAUACAGUGAAGCCCUGCAAGAGUUUCACAGUUUACGGACUCAGUCUUUUACAGAUUUUUUUUUAAUAGAACCUAAUUAGUAGUUUGCGGUAAUCCCCUCAAUUUUCUGAAAACCGGAACUACACUACAGAACGCCCAUUUCUAAUCUUGUGGGGUGGGGAUGUGAGUUUUAUAAGAUAAAUUAAUUUAACUUACUACUGCAACAAAAAAUAAUGUACAUUGGGUUCCGUUAAAAAAAUAAUUAAUUCGAUKCCACCCAGUAGCAGUCUUUUCUGGACUGCAUCAAUCAUUUGCUUUUUUUCAUGAUUUCCUACUCUAAGAAUGUAACCYCUGCAGAAAUCUGGGCCUCACUGUGACGUCCAUAGUACUGACCGAAGUGUCACCAAAUCUAAUAGGAAAUGUAUGGUAUGAGGCCCCGCCCACACGACCAAUAAUAUGAACAUUCUCACCACCGAAUAAUGAAGCGUGGGUGUUUUAGCGUUUUUAAAUUCCUGCUUUUUUUUCGACAUUUUGAUUUUGCCCCUUGGCGGGCUCUGUAGUUUUAAGCACACUGGUAGAUUUACCAAGAGAAUCAUGUUAAACAACAAUGACUGUUUAAAAACAAAAAGAGACUGAGAAGAUGCUUUUCGGUGUAUUUUUAUUUCUGUACGUAUGUAUAUUUCUUGUAAAGUCAACCAUCAAUCAUCAUGUUAUUUUUAUUUAUUAGUCCUGUGGGGCCGUUUUUACUAAGAGCAGUGUUUCAGGUUAUUUAUAGGCUUUCAUGCUUAUUGUAUAAAAGAUUCAGUUGUACAGUAUUAAAUGACAAUUUGCUCUUGGGUGAAAUCCAGGUCUUUAGAUUUGUUUCUGUAAAUCAGAUCUUUAAGAAAGGACGUCGCAGGUUUUGUUGAUGAUCAAAAACUUUGUAUUAAACUCGUUACUUUAGGUUGACAGACUGUUCAUGCUUCUGUGGGAGAACRUCCAGCUGCCUACACCUUCUCAGCCUGAUUGACUCCUGAUUAAACCACUGAUUGGCAGUGAAUGGUGUGGAGGGGGAAAGCCACGCUGUGUCAAAGUCUCACGCUCCGAAAGAAAGGGCUGGACAUUAUGUAACUUAUUUACUGAGUGUUUUCAUCUGACAUUUUCUGUUUUUGUUCUUUGUUUUUUUCCUGCCAGUGAUAUGGAUGUUAGAAACUGAUUCAGACAAACCAGGGAAGUGAGGGAGACCAGAGCUUUAUAGAUUUAAUAUUUUAAAGGAAUUAACAUGUUUAUAAAAGCGUUCGCAUGUUGGGAGUCACUCACGAAACCUUACAGAGGAAUGUUUGAGUUUAGUAAAGAAAACAAGACUUUGUGUGUGUGUUUGCAUAUUUUUCAUCAAUUUCCUUAAUUUUGAAAAAGGYUUUACUUUUUACAAGUUUAAUGUAGGUUUGAUUGCUGGAGAACAAACUUUAACAUCCUGUUUAAGAUUUAUAUUUAUAAAUCAUAGCAGGUGAGGUGGUUAAAGUGAAAAAAAAAAAAAAAAA
This is a messenger RNA of Austrofundulus limnaeus, 3500 nucleotides long. It is a transcript of the gene kcnip4a, whose product is annotated as potassium voltage-gated channel interacting protein 4a. NCBI's taxonomy places the organism in Eukaryota, Metazoa, Chordata, Actinopteri, Cyprinodontiformes, Rivulidae. Gene Ontology annotation, cellular component: voltage-gated potassium channel complex. The transcript is spliced from 8 exons. Gene Ontology annotation, biological process: regulation of potassium ion transmembrane transport. The record is from RefSeq and is a predicted model, not a curated record. Gene Ontology annotation, molecular function: calcium ion binding; potassium channel regulator activity. The coding region runs from base 471 to 1145 and encodes 224 amino acids.